UUAAGACCUAAAACUGAAAGUAGAAUUUAAAUAAUAUAGAGCAUUUAUAAAUGGGUAUACUUGUUUGUAAAUGUUUUGUGAAUCAACUUUGUCAGAAAAUUUCAUUUUCGUAAGCACCAUGAAGGAUGUUUUGCAUGCAUGACAUACACCAGUGGCAGAUGAUUUUGGAUUUUUAUGAUUAAAUUGUUUGUUAAAGUGGGUCACAUAUAAAUUGACUGUUCUCUGUUCUAAAAGGAAUCUUUCUUUCAAUAUGAAGGAUUUUCUGAUUGCAGUCGGCGUUGCCUUUGUUGCAGGCUUUUUCUAUCUACAGGAAAGGAGAAUUAACGAUUUAUAUUUAGAGUUUCGACAUGAAGUGAAUUCCAUGAAACUUGCUCACAAAGAAGAAAUUCUUCAGUUACAUUUGAAGAUAUUUGAUUAUUCAGAAAAAGGAAAAGCCCAACUCAUGUUUUCAAAUAUGGAAAAGAACUUAGACCAAAGAAUGAAAGCAGCAGAGGAAGCUCUUACUAACAAUACCAAGAAGGUUUUGGAUCAGAUAGAUGGCAUAGAGAAAAGAUUAGGGGUACCAGCUGCAUUCUACUCCAGAUUAAGUCAACAUCAUCAUAAUUCACCUCCCGGAACAGUUUUAAAAUUUGACGACGUCAAGUUAAACAUCGGUAGUGGUUACAAUCCAACCAAUGGAAAAUUCUCAGCUUCGGAAAAUGGAAUCUACUUUUUCACCUGGAAUUAUCUCAUAAACGAUGGGAAUAAUGGGUACAUCGGGGCCUACGUGAACGGGAAAGAAGAAGUGGACACUUGCACAUAUUCUCAUAAUAAUCCAUUUAAUUUGGCUACCGGAUCACUUGUAAUGAAACUUAAAAAGGGCGAUGAGGUUUGGUUACAAGUAUUUUACAAACAAGCUGGAUUCUUACAUCCUUCUUCAUGGGAUAUAAGUUAAUAGCAUUGCCUUAAUCAGAAUUUAAGAUCAGGAACUACUGGAACAAGACCGCCUGUGCUGAGACAGUUUAACCAAAACCAUGGAAAUGUGACAAUUAAACCUUUCUUUAGUGUGAAUUUUUAUGACCCUUGACCUUGACUUUGAAAUUUGAUUCACUUUUGCAAAAAAAAAAAAAAAUCAAAUUUCAUCCCUGGCUUUCAUUCUUUUCAUGGUAUUUAUUUUAAAAAAGACAUUUUCUCGAAUAUAUAUAUAUAUAUAUAUUUCGAGACACUUGAAAAAAAAACUUUUAACUAUGGCCUUAAGUUUUAAAUACUUAGUACAAGAGUUUUUAUAUUUCACUGGUGUGUUAGCUGAAAGGUCGGGUCAUUAUCUUUUUUCCUUAACCGUAAGUAAAAAGUAUUGCUGUUGCUUGAAACAUGUGUAGAUUACCUCAAGACAAAAAGUCCAUAAAAGAAUGCAAAAUAGGAGAGAGAGCAAACAGGGACCUCCAAACAUAAGAGGUGGGUUCAGGUGUCAUGGAGGAGUUAAGGCUCUCUGUUGUUGUCAAACCCUUCUCAAAGGGUCAUCAUACAUGUACAAACAAACUUAGGGUACUUCUGUAUUAAUAUGACUAAACAUUUCUCUGCUUGAGAAUAUUACAGGCAUUUCAGGCAUAUUACAGGCAUUUCCAAUAUGUUUAUUGGUCUUAAUAUAUAGUAACAAACUUGCAUCUAUGCAUGUAAUGGAGCACUAAAAAUAAGCUUUUCUAGCUCAGUCGUUCUUGGAAAAGAUUUUAAAAGAUGUAACAAGGUUUUUACGAUGUCUUAAUCAUAACUCCAUGAAAGAGGGUGAGGCAUUUUCUGUGAACAAACUAUGUAAAAUGGCGUUAGACAAAGGUAAAAUUUGAAAUUAGAACACGUAAAAGAGCAGAAACAAAUGUUUUCCUUUGUAUUGUAAUAUAUUAGAAUAAUGUUCUUAUCAAAUCAUCAACCCAGGUUCAUUAUUUACUCUCAGUUCGUCUGUAAAAAGUUUCAAAAUAAAAAGAAAGAUAA
This is a messenger RNA of Saccostrea cuccullata (small rock oyster), 1965 nucleotides long. RefSeq names its product multimerin-2-like. Lineage: Eukaryota; Metazoa; Mollusca; Bivalvia; Ostreida; Ostreidae. The record is from RefSeq and is a predicted model, not a curated record. Gene Ontology annotation, molecular function: protein binding. The transcript has 2 exons. The coding region runs from base 251 to 934 and encodes 227 amino acids.